AUGCACUUUACUGGAAUGCCUCUGUGCAUUCGUUUUCGAGUAAAACGUCUCUUUGCAUCCGAGGUCAUCCGUACGUGGGCAUGGACAGGGAUCUCUUUGGUCGUGCGCACUUUCAGCAUGCUGGGUUGCAGCAUCUUCCGAGCCAAACCUCCUGCGACAAUUGAGAUCCCCAACGCGUGGGCAGGGGAAGCGCUGGGCGUGCACCUGUUUACCGUGCCUCUUUGCAUCUUUUUCAACGGAAAAUGUCUUUUCGCAGCCAAGUUCCUCAGCAAGCGGGCACGGGAAUCGCUUCCCUUCCAUUGA
Molecule: messenger RNA, 303 nt
Organism: Penicillium crustosum
Lineage: Eukaryota; Fungi; Ascomycota; Eurotiomycetes; Eurotiales; Aspergillaceae
Exons: 1
Coding region: 1-303 (100 amino acids)
Source: RefSeq, a predicted model, not a curated record